AUGCCGAUCGCCUCGCCGCCAGCCAUGGUACCUAAUCAUGAAAGUCCUACACCAAGAAUUGAGACGCAGCUUCCUCCACCAACUAUGGAUGUCGGGCUUGAUCGGAAGGUUUAUGCGCAUUUUCCAAGGACGGAGCAGCUUGCGUUGAGGCCCAAAGCUGUUCUUUUGUGGCUUCGCGAUAUGGACGUCACCAUUGAAUCUGCCCAAAGGGAGGGGCUUAUUCCGGAUAUAUCAAUGAGCCCAGAGGUCAUGGCUGAGAUGAUCGCAAAAACGUAUGCUGAACACAAGCAAGACACCGACGAGGAUAUGGUAAGUCUAGAUCUGCGGUCGAGAUGCGAGAUAUACGCUAGUUGGUUCAUGCCCAGCCAUCGCAAAGACAAUCCUUAA
Molecule: messenger RNA, 387 nt
Organism: Alternaria burnsii
Lineage: Eukaryota; Fungi; Ascomycota; Dothideomycetes; Pleosporales; Pleosporaceae
Exons: 3
Coding region: 1-387 (128 amino acids)
Source: RefSeq, a predicted model, not a curated record